AGGCAUACGUUUAGGCAGUCUCUAAGUACAGCAAGCACGUGGUCAGAAAUCUUUGGCGUGCUUUGUGUGUGUUUGGGGGGAGUAAGCAGCACGGACUCGACUCUUCAUCCUGUUGUGAAAGUGCAACGGCUCGUGUGCUGUUGUGUGUGCGUGUUGUGUGUCUGCGAGGUGUGUUUGCAGUCAGAGCGAGUUCAAGUAUGAAGAGAGGCAAGAAGGCAGAAGAGGCAGCUGCAGAUGGAGAAAAUGACUCCGGCUCUGCUUCUGCAAAGAAAACAAAGAAGGCUAAGGAACCAGAGGCCCCAAUAUUGUAUGAUGAUCCUCCUGACAAAAUGACCAGCAAAGAUGGCAGAGAAGCCAACACGAAGAUCACCUCCUGGAACGUGGACGGGCUUAGGGCCUGGGUGAAAAAGAAGGGCCUGGAUUGGGUGCGUGAGGAGGCUCCAGAUGUUUUGUGCCUGCAGGAAACGAAGUGUUCAGAGAAAAACCUCCCUGCUGACAUCACCUCAAUGCCCGAGUACCCUCACAAGUACUGGGCCGUCUCGGAUGACAAGGAGGGUUACAGUGGCGUUGCCAUGCUCUGCAAGACUGAACCCCUCAAAGUCACAUAUGGCAUUGGCAAAGAAGAACAUGACAAUGAGGGCCGCGUCAUCACUGCUGAAUUCCCCAACUUCUUCCUGGUGACUGCCUACGUGCCAAACUCCGGUAGAGGCCUUGUGCGCCUAGAUUACCGCAAAACCUGGGACGUGGACUUCCGUGCGUACCUGAGCGAGCUUGAUAUACAGAAGCCCCUGGUGCUGUGCGGUGACCUUAAUGUCGCGCACCAGGAGAUAGACCUGAAGAACCCCAAGGGGAACAAGAAAAACGCAGGCUUCACCCCCGAGGAGCGCGAGGGCUUCAGCCAGCUGCUGGAGGCCGGUUUCACAGACAGCUUCCGCGAGCUCUACCCCGAUCAGACCAACGCCUACACCUUCUGGACCUACAUGAUGAACGCCCGCGCAAAGAACGUGGGCUGGAGGCUCGAUUACUUUGUGCUGUCGUCCAGUCUGCUGCCAGGUCUGUGCGACAGCAAGAUCCGCAACAAGGUGAUGGGAAGCGACCACUGCCCCAUCACCCUGCACAUAGCCGUGUAGAUCAGUCUGGUCAGCAGGGCUAUUGCUUUGCCUUCACUGUCUUCUUAGUACUUCCGUUCCAACUUUGCUGAAACUAUCAUGUACGCCAGUGUGCGCUGUUAGUGAGGCAUUGCCUAUUUAGGCAGGCAAGUCUUAAAUAGGUUGACCUUUCUCGUGGGUGAUGUGCUGCCCAAACUUACUCUCAGUAAGUUCAGCAGUAGCUUAGUUGUCUAGUACUUAAAUCUUUACGUUUUAACAUGAACUGUUAUGACUCAACACUUUUCAUAAUGCCCGUUUGUCCUUUUCAUGUAAUUGAAGUUUGUCAGUAAACCCAGUGAUGUACACCAAAAUUCCUCUCAGCCAUUCUAUAAAGGCGCAACACUAAAUACUCAUGUCUAAGCUGAUCUUCAACGGUGACCUGCGACUGGCUGUAGACCUGUUGUUAGUGUGGCUCCUGUCUGUACUACUGCUGACCUAUGCCUCAUUGCCACAGAACCUGCAGUAUGUUUUUGUGUAACUGUUUGAAAUUAAACCAUUGUUUAAAGAAAAUGUAACUUGUUCUAGCACAAAUGUUUUAACGCCUCUUUUCAAAACCAAUGUCACAUUCUGUUGUAAAACAUGCCCAAAAUAAAGACUGGAUUUAUGUAAA
Messenger RNA from Micropterus salmoides (largemouth bass), 1758 nucleotides. It is a transcript of the gene apex1, whose product is annotated as APEX nuclease (multifunctional DNA repair enzyme) 1. Gene Ontology annotation, cellular component: nucleus. Gene Ontology annotation, biological process: base-excision repair. The coding region runs from base 198 to 1130 and encodes 310 amino acids. The transcript is spliced from 5 exons. Gene Ontology annotation, molecular function: DNA-(apurinic or apyrimidinic site) endonuclease activity; endonuclease activity; double-stranded DNA 3'-5' DNA exonuclease activity. The record is from RefSeq and is a predicted model, not a curated record. Lineage: Eukaryota; Metazoa; Chordata; Actinopteri; Centrarchiformes; Centrarchidae.